This is a messenger RNA of Nicotiana tabacum (common tobacco), 1270 nucleotides long. Its product is annotated as binding partner of ACD11 1-like. NCBI's taxonomy places the organism in Eukaryota, Viridiplantae, Streptophyta, Magnoliopsida, Solanales, Solanaceae. The record is from RefSeq and is a predicted model, not a curated record. Gene Ontology annotation, molecular function: RNA binding.
UGUCCAUUCGCCAACUCUUGCGUAUAACACGUUCAUUUCUAGCCCCUCCAUAAUAAUAUUUUACACCUCUCUCUCUCUCUUCUUCGUUUUGAUUCUUCCUGCAAAUUAAUUUUCCGAUAGCCCCCAAAUAUUUCUUAGUUUGAUUUCGUGGUCUGCUUUGUAUCGAUGUCGGUUAAGACAGUGCAAGUGAGCAAUGUUUCUUUGGGUGCUAAAGAGCAAGAUAUCAAGGAGUUCUUUUCAUUCUCUGGGGAUAUUGAAUUUGUUGAGAUGAGAAGUGAUAAUGAGCGAUCUCUAGUUGCUUAUAUCACGUUCAAGGAUCCUCAGAGUGCAGAGACGGCAGUUCUUCUUUCGGGAGCUACAAUUGUUGAUCAGUCCAUCACAAUAGCCCUUGCACCCGAGUACAAGCUCCCACCUACAGCUUCAGUGUCACCACCUCCAACUGGAAGCACCAAUAUACCUGCUGCUGGUGGAUCAGCUAUUCAAAAAGCGGAAGACGUCGUCAGCAGCAUGUUGGCAAAAGGCUUUAUCUUGGGCAAGGACGCAGUUAGCAAAGCCAAGGCAUUAGAUGAGAAACACAAGAUCACAUCCACUACUUCAGCCAGAGUUGCUUCUUUAGACCAAAAAUAUGGCCUUAGCGAGAAAAUCACUACGGGAGCAACCAUAGUGAACCACAAAGUAAAAGAAAUGGACCAGAAGUUCCAAGUGUCCGAAAAGUCAAAAUCUGCUUUUGCAGCUGCUGAGCAGACGGUUAGCAAUGCUGGAUCCGCGAUCAUGAAGAACAGAUACGCUUUGACGGGGGUAACUUGGGCUGCGGGUGCUUUCAGUCGGGUCACUAAGGCUGCCGGGGAAGUGGGACAGAAGACGAAGGAAAAACUGGCUAAAGAAGAAAAGGGAAGAAAUUCAGCUAAAGGUUAUGUGCAAGAACAUGCUGAGUCCCAAACCGGAAUCAAGGAACCUACCAUUGAGUCCCAAACCGGAAUCAAGGAACCUGCAAAUGACUCCCAAACCGGAAUCAAGGAACCUGCAAAUGACUCCCAAACAGGAAUCCAGGAACUUACCGUUUCUUCUCUUCCCCCAAAAGCUUAACCUAAAGUAUUUUUAAAGUAAAUGCGCAAUUUACACUAGUUUGUUAUUUGAAUUGAGCAGGUCGAUAUAUAUGGUUGAUCAAGAUGUGUUAUACAUGGAAUAUUCUAUACGUUGGGACGUAAAAUAUUAUUACUGAAUUGGCUUGAGUUCAUAUGAUUAAUGAACUAGUCGCUUUUAAUCAUUA